Chiloscyllium plagiosum (whitespotted bambooshark) is the source of this 882-nucleotide messenger RNA. The record is from RefSeq and is a predicted model, not a curated record. NCBI's taxonomy places the organism in Eukaryota, Metazoa, Chordata, Chondrichthyes, Orectolobiformes, Hemiscylliidae.
AUGGCGAUCAUAAUCUUAGCACGUCUUUCGCGUUGCAUCACAAGUUACCUGGUGGCAAUAGCAGCGGCUGAUUUCCUUGUCAUUAUUACUGCCGUGAUUCUCAACCGGAUUGGACGCAUUUUUUUCAGCUACAGCGUCCUUUCUACCACACAUGGAUGCACCAUUACUGCUGUCCUGGUGUAUGUCAGCCGGGAUGGCUCAGUCUGGUUGACAGUGGCCUUCACCAUUGACCGUUUUGUAGCCAUCUGCUGCCAAAACUUGAAGACCAGAUACUGCAACGAGAAAACUGCGGCAUUGGUCAUUGGAAUGGUCUCCUCCCUCAGUUGUAUUAAAAACAUCCCUAUCUUAUUCAUGUAUAAGCCCUUGUAUAGCCUGGAUGGUGUUUCUUGGUUCUGUGACAUAAGGUCUGUCUUUUACACGUCACUCGUCUGGAAAAGCUAUGAUUGGUUGGAUCGAAUAUUAACUCCAUUUCUCCCCUUUCUUCUUAUUCUAUUGCUUAACACCCUAACCAUCAGAUAUAUAUUAGCAGUAAGUGCAACACGCAAGAGACUGCGAGGUACUGAGAGUGGUUCAGAUUCAGAGAUAGCCAACCGUAAGAGGUCCAUUAUUUUGCUUUUUGCCAUUUCGCUCAGCUUCCUCCUUCUAUGGGUCACGUACGUUAUUCAUUUUAUCUACAUAAAGGUUAGAGCAGAGGGCUACUUUAACACCCUUGAUUUCACCGAUCCUCAGUACAUACUUCAAGAAACUAAAAAGAUACUUCAGUUACUCAGUUCCUGCAACAACGUGUUCAUCUAUGCUGUAUCUCAGACCAAAUUCCGAAAGGAGCUGAAAUAUUUGAUGCUCUUUCCCUUCACUACUGUUAUUGGACGCUUCAAGUGGUGA